Anguilla anguilla (European eel) is the source of this 4182-nucleotide messenger RNA. Its product is annotated as coiled-coil domain-containing protein 171-like. NCBI's taxonomy places the organism in Eukaryota, Metazoa, Chordata, Actinopteri, Anguilliformes, Anguillidae. The record is from RefSeq and is a predicted model, not a curated record.
GGGUUUCAUCGUACCUUUAAACAAGUUGGUAGCCGCUUGACCAAUCAGAAAAGGAGAAUCUGAACGGAAGUUACGCUUUUGCCUUAAAUAAGAGAAAUGGAACAUGGCGUCAGAUUCAAACGGAAUUUGAGGGUGAAAGGGAAUUGCAGCAAUGCCCACUGAAUCUCCAAAUGGUUCGAAGUCACGACACAGAGACAAAACUCUAAUCAGGACGAAGGAGACCGCACAGUCCAAACAAAGCAUUCGGGCAUCACAGAAGCAUGCUACACAGUCGCCUAAGUCAUCCCAAAAUGAGAUCGCAAGACUGAAAGAGAUUAUUGAUAAACUUCAAAGUGAGCAACAGAGUCUCCAAAGCAAAGAGAUGGAGGACUUCAAUGGCUCCUCGGACCUGAGAUGGAAAGUCAACAAAUUGGAGAAGGACAAGCUGGAAUUAUCGACCAAGUACAAUGAAGAGGUGUCCAGGUACGAGGGAGAGAUGGCCAAGCUCCGGGCCGCUGUGGAGCGGGGGGAGGCUCAGCGGCAGAACCUGGAGUACGAGAUCGCUCUGGUCAGACGGGAGGCUAUGGCGGGGAAGAACGUGGCUGAGGAGAGGGCCGCUGCUCUCCACAGCAAGAACGAAAAGCUACAAGCCCAUGCCGCUGAGCUGCAGCAGCGGGUGUCAGAACUGGAGAAGGCCCUGAACCUGACCAGACGCGCGCGGGACGAGGACCAGCAGGCCCUGCAGGGGGAGCUGCAGGAGCGAGACCGCCUCCUGAUGAGCGCCAACGCCGAAUGCGACCAGCUCGCCGCCGAGAGGAAACGGCUGGAGGCUCUACUUCAGAAUCAGGAGGACACGCUGAAGGAGAUGCGCAGGAAGAUGGAGGCGAUGCAGGAGGAGAGGGAGAGAGACACGGAGAGCCUGAGGAGGCAGGCCGGGGAGAUCUACUUUGUCUCGGAGAGAGAGCACCGCGUCAAGAUGGAGCUGGAGGCAGCUCAGCUGCGAGUGAGGACCCUGGAGGAGAGCGUAGAGUCCGAAAGGGCAGCACACCUGGAGUCCAAAUUAAACUCUGAGAUCAUACAGCUGCGUAUCCGGGACCUGGAGGCGGCGCUGCAGGUGGAGAAGGUGGCCCAGGUGGAGGCUGCCUCCAGUCUGGAGCUGAUGAAGCUCAAGUUUGGGGAGGUGGAGAGGGCCUACGAGCAGGAGAGGGACAAGGCCAGAGACUCCCUGCAGCAGCUGGCCCAGCUGGAGAAGGAUUAUCUGGCCACUAAGAGCGCGCUGAGCGAGGAGCUGCAGCAGAAGAGGAAGACUGUGUCUGAGCUUACUGAGGCCCUGCAGACCUACGAGAGACAGCAGGGCCAGUCCCAGCUCAACCUGGAGAAGGCGCGGGUGCAGCACGCCGGUCUGGAGGAGGCGCUGGAGAGCUUCCGGCGGGACCUGGAGCAGACGCUGCGGCAGAGCGCUGCGUGGGACCCCCGCUCCGCAGAGGAGCCUGGGGAGAACCGCAGGCUCGGCCUGCACACGCUGCUGGACGGGCUGAGGAAGACUCUGGGCCACUACCAGGACUCGCUCGAGAGGACCACCAGAGAGUUGCGCGAUCUUAAAAAGAUGUACGAAAGUGCCGUUCAGGAAUGUAAAUUAUAUGAAGAAAUGAACAGCACCCUGAAGAAGAAUAUGGAGGAAGUGCACGUCGGGCUGGCGCGCGCCGGCGAGGAGGUGAUGCGGCUGCGGGGCGAGUGUGCGGACAGCGCGGCGGCGGCGAGCCGCGCCCAGGCCGAGCUCGCCGCCGUGCGCCAGCGCUGGAAGGUGGAGCGGGACCGCGCCUCCGAGGCCGAGAUCGAAGCUCAGCGGCUCAGCCAGCUCUACCAGAGGGACUCGCAGGAGAAGCUGACCUUUCUGCACGACCUGUACCAGCGGCUGGUAGCGGGCUGUGUGCUAAUAAAACAACCGCAGGCUCUGCUGGGCAGCUUCUCCUGGCCGGAGCUGAGCGCCGUCCUGCAGGAACACGCCGAAGCCUUGACCUCCGACCUCAGCCGCGCUAAUGAGAAGAUAUCCCAUCUGGAGUUUGUCUGUCAGAACAAGAGCGAGGCGGUGAGGGAUCUGCAGCAGACGCAGGAAAGCACCUUCAGCAAGCUGGCCCAGCAGGUGAAGAGCAGGGAGGAGGACUGGCAGAGUCAGAGGAGGGAGCUGGAGGAGCACUACGCCAGUCUGAGCGCAGAGGUGCAGGCCAGAGCACAGAGGUGGCAGAGCGCGGCAGAGCAGGCCCAGGAGAAGGCCGACAGCCUGGAGAAGAGCCGGGCGGAGGCGGCGCAGGACCUGGCUCGCCUGCAGAACCUGGUGCCCCAGACGCGGCGGGAGCGGGGCACCCUGCUGGCGGCGUGUGCCCUGCUGGCGGGCGCCCUGUGCCCGCUGUACUGGCAGCUCUGCUCCCUCGCCCGUCAGAAGGCCCUGCUGCAGAGGCAGCUGGGCGCCAGCCGGGCGCUGGAGGGCGAGAUCCUGGCCCUGGUGAGUGCCCUCACAGCGGAGGGUGAGCGCGGGGGGGCGCGGCCGGGGGCCAGGGCGGGGGGCGCCCGCGCCUUCCGGAGGUGCGCCAUCGCCGUGAUGGCGGCCGGACGCUUCCACCGGCUCGGGCAGCGCUCCCAGAUCCUCUUCAGCCUGGAGCAGGGGCGCGGCGACCUCCCCGCGCUGUCCGUCUGCACCGCGGAGAGCAGGGAUCCAGCAGGGGGCAGCGGGCAGGACAGGGGCGAGCGUCACACCAGUCUGGCUCUCCGCUGGUUCCAGAGCAGAGCGCUGCUGGAUCUGGUCCUCAGCACCGUCGGGGAGCUCCAGGAGCUGGUGGCUAAAGAAGACCCCGGUGCUCCGCCCCCCCGGCCCCCCCCAGCCGCGGUGUUGGCGGCCGCCCGGAGCUGCUUCGCCCGGCUGAUGGAGCGGCUCCUGCUGGAGAUGGACGGCGCCUCCCGGUGGUCGUGUGGGGAGAAGGGAGCGCUGGGCCAGAGGCUGGGGCAGGGCCUGCUCAGACUCAGCCGCAUGGCUUCCCAGACUGACCCUGCUGCUGCUGCUGCUUCUACAGGCAAGGGCGCGGUGGCCGCGCUGCAGAGGCUGGUGCUGGAGUUCACGCAGCGGCUGCACUCGGCGGAGGUGGAGAGGCGGAGCCUGCGUGUGGAGCUGGCCGAGCUGAAGCGCCGCGCCGCGGAGAACGCCCAGCGCCCGGAGGACCCCCGGGACCGCCGGAGAACGGUGGGCGUGCCCGUGGAGCGCUUUGAGAGCGUGUGCGCGGAGCUGAGCAGCGCUCUGGAGCGGGAGCAGCAGGCCCAGGCGCUGCUCCACGAGCAGGCCCUGCAGCUGAAGGAGCUGGGCCUGCGGCUGGAGCUGCACUCUGGGGAGGAGGCCGAGAAGGACCACACCCUCGCCCAGGCCGUCAAGAGUCUCUCGCAGGCGAAGACGGAGCUGAAGAGGAAAGAUCAAUGCCUGCGUCAGCUGAGCCGGCAGCUGUCCCAGCUGCAGCAGGACAAGCGGCAGCUGGAGCAGAGCGUUGGGCAGGCCGAGAGCGCCCUCCGCCUGGCAGCCCAGAGUAAGGACACCCUGGCGGGGUACGUGAGGUCGGUGGAAAGCCGUCUCAAUGACGUCAAAGAGCGCAUCUUGCUGUCACGGUCGGCGGCCACCAGGGAGGACUUCACCCUCCAGUUACCCAGAGUGCACCUGGACGCGGCGGGCUCGGAGAGACUGACGGGCGGGCCGGAGCUGACGGCGUGUCAGAGCCUGGUGUCCUCCUUCGUGGACGUGUACCAGAUGGCCUGCUCCAGGAUGGCGCUGCUGGAGAAGGAGACCGCCUCGCGGCAGACCCACAUCGCGGACCUGAAGAGCGAGCUGCAGGACGCCUGCCUGCGGGAGAACCAGUGCUUCGUCCCGGUGCCUGAACCCCCUCUGUCCCCGCAGUCCCCUCGCGCACCACAGAGGGCGCUGGACUUGGAGUUGCUCCAGGCGGAGUCAGACGUCCCUCUCAGACAGAGCCCCAGACACGCUCGGUCCCAGUGGGCGGAGUCCCAGCGGCCUGGCUCCUCCCUCUCGGGGUCCCUGAAGACCUCCCGUGAGCCGCGGGACUCUGUGAGGAGCCCCUAUUCUUCUGGGACGUUCUGGUCUUCCAAAUAAACCAUCUGCACACUUACCAGACCUGGGUCAAAUGCGUGUUUUUUUUUUUUCCAAAU